Molecule: messenger RNA, 426 nt
Organism: Ambispora gerdemannii
Lineage: Eukaryota; Fungi; Glomeromycota; Glomeromycetes; Archaeosporales; Ambisporaceae
Source: the annotation of a GenBank genome assembly
AUGCUCUUAAAAGUGCUUUUUCUUGAUCUUUCUGUAAAUUGGACCAUAAUCGAUAAUCUAUUCAAUGCACCGACGUUUAACUAUGCCACUUUUAGUGCGCUCAAAAAAAACAAUCGCUCGUUAAUAUAUGUUUUUGGUGGAUUAAUUCCGACUAAUGAAAGUGAUUGGAAUAAAGGGACUUAUGUAAACAGUUUUUAUCAAAUUGAUGUAACGUCUUAUACAAUUUCAAUUUCGUCUGUUACAUCUGGUGGUGCUUUACCAGCCAGACACAUCUCUGUUAGUUCGUUUUUGAUGACAAAGGAAAACUUUACAUCUGGGUUGAAAACUGUCAAUGAAACUACAGAUCAGACUAUGUACAUAUAUGACACAUUUGACUCAACAUGGGACCGAGCUCCUUCAUAUUUCCCUACGCAAAGAUCAGGUUAG